UUGAUUUUCAUCCCGUUAUAUAACACUUAUCGUUUUUAUUAAUAAAAAAAAAAAAUCCAAUGGAAUAAAAGCACUAGCAGUGCUUGUCACUUCUUUAUCUAAUUUUGACCAACUAUUAUGGGCAUCCCACCAUUCAUGAUUCCUCUUGAUUCCCAUUUUGUCUAGCUCUCUCCAUAAUAUAUUGCAACAAACCAUUCUCUAACAAGGCCAAACUUGUUCUUGUUCUUCUUCUCUUUAACAAAAAUGGGAGCUCUUAACAUGAUUCAAUUACCAUCUCUCCAUCUUGCCACCUUCUCCUCCUUCAUCUCCCCAUCUAUUUCUCAAUCACCAUUAAUGAAGACUCUCACUCCCACAAGAAGAUCCAUCACUAGAAGCUUCAGUCUAAAGAGCUUCUUAGACUUGACCCCUGAAUACAAACCACUACAGUCCCUCAACAUCGACCUUGAAACACAUGACUUCACCGGCGGCUCACCGGACUACGACGCAGUCAUCAUCGGCUGUGGCCCAUCCGGUCUCCGCCUCGCCUCUCUGGCUUCCAAGCAUGGACUCCACAUCUGCUGCGUUGACCCAUCCCCUCUCCUCCUCUGGCCUAACAACUACGGCGUUUGGGUUGACGAAUUUGAAGCCAUGAACCUCACCGACACUCUCGACAAAGUCUGGCCGUCGGCCACCGUCAUCAUCAACGAUCAAAAGUCAAAGCAUCUUCACCGUUCCUAUGGCAGAGUCAACCGGAACUACUUAAAGUCAAAGCUCAUUCAAGCUUGUGUCUCUAAUGGUGUCAAGUUCCAUGUAGCCAAAGCUUGGAAGGUGGAGCACCAGGAGUUCAAAUCCACAGUGCUUUGCAGUGACGGCAAAGAACUGAAUGCGAGCUUGGUCAUCGACGCCAGUGGCUUCACAACCUCGUUCAUGGAGUAUGAAAACACUCUGAAACGAAACCAUGGUUACCAGCUCGCUCACGGCAUCUUGGCUGAGGUCGAGCACCACCCGUUCGAGCUCGAUAAGAUGGUGCUCAUGGACUGGAGAGACGAACAUCUCGGCAACGAGCCUUAUUUAAGAGCACGCAACGAGACAACUCCAACGUUCCUCUAUGCCAUGCCUUUGAGCUCUGACUUGAUCUUUCUUGAAGAGACCUCACUGGUGAGCCGGCCGGUGAUGAGUUACCGAGAGGUGAAGCAGAGGAUGGUGGCCAGACUCCGGCAUCUGGGCAUCAAAGUGAAGAGUGUUGUUGAGGAUGAGAAGUGCUUGAUUCCAAUGGGCGGGCCGUUGCCGAGGUUGCCACAGAGCGUGGUUGGGGUUGGCGGUGCGGCUGGGUUGGUGCACCCAUCCACUGGGUACAUGAUGGCUAGAGCGCUCGGUGUGGCUGAGCUCAUGGCCGAGGCCAUGGUCGAGUGUUUGGGCUCGGUUAGGAUGGUUAGAGGGAAGGCUUUGCAGAGGAAAGUGUGGACUAGUGUUUGGAGUGGGGAGAGAAUGAGGGAAAGGGAAAUCUAUUGUUUUGGAAUGGAGACAUUGUUGCAGCUUGGAUUGAAGGGAACCAGGAAUUUCUUUGAUGCUUUCUUUGAUUUGGAUCCUUAUUACUGGCAUGGAUUUCUUUCUUCUAGUUUGUCUCUUGAGGAGCUUGCUCUGUUGUGCUUGUCUUUGUUUGCCCAUGGUUCUCUUCCUUCCAGGAUGGAUAUUGUUACCAAGUGUCCUUUGCCUUUGGCUCGCUUGGUUGCUAAUCUUGCUAAUCAGGCCAUCUAGCUUCUAUAUUUAUUAUUUUCAAGUGUUAUUUUUAAUUUCUUUCCUAAAAAUCCAUUUGUCAUUUUCCUAUUGUUUACUUUAUUAGUCUUGUAUUUUUAGAAUAUAUUGGCAAAUUUCAGAGAUAAGUACUGAUAUGUUUUUUAA
This is a messenger RNA of Dioscorea cayenensis subsp. rotundata (Guinea yam), 1881 nucleotides long. Its product is annotated as capsanthin/capsorubin synthase, chromoplastic-like. The record is from RefSeq and is a predicted model, not a curated record. Lineage: Eukaryota; Viridiplantae; Streptophyta; Magnoliopsida; Dioscoreales; Dioscoreaceae. Gene Ontology annotation, biological process: carotenoid biosynthetic process. Gene Ontology annotation, molecular function: oxidoreductase activity, acting on paired donors, with incorporation or reduction of molecular oxygen. The coding region runs from base 244 to 1737 and encodes 497 amino acids. The transcript has a single exon.